GCAUCGGAAUAUUUGAUGUGAUAAAAGUUUAGCACCUCAUAUUUCGUAUUAGGAUCGACCAAUCAUCGGAGUCACAGAUUCUGUCACUUCCACCUCACCACAUCAGAGUCAUCACUGUCGUCGUCACCGGGUGCCAUCAGCGUCGGCAGGGCAUGCCCGAGGAGGGCCGAGGCUACGGCUACCCCAUGUCCCCACCCACACAAGCAACCACUGAUCGGCGUCAGCUCGUCGCACUCGCCCCCACACCGCACUCGCACACGCAACGAAGCUCCAGCUCACUCGCUCAUCAGCUCACCCCCGAUGAUGGUGGAGCCGGAGGCCGCCUUCGCCGUCCUCAGCGUCCUGGGCGUGGUCACCGUCGCCGUUCUGCUCCGCGCGUGCUCCCGCCGCGCCGCGCCGGCGCCUCCGCGCCGGAGGGAGGAGGCAGGGCGCCGCCGCCGCCGCACGGUCGACGCCUUCUUCGUGGGCGGCGUGGCGGGCGUCGAGGCGGGGCUCGACGACGCCGCGCUGAAGGCGCUGCCCAAGGUCAUCUACGGCGACGCCGACGAGGAAGCUGCUGAUCAGGCGGGGAAGAAGGCGAACACCGCGGCGUGCUGCGCGGUGUGCCUGGGCGAGUACGCCGGCGGCGACGUGCUACGCGUGCUGCCUCCAUGCGCGCACGCCUUCCACCAGCGCUGCGUCGACCGCUGGCUGCGGCUGCACCCGACGUGCCCCGUUUGCCGCUCGCCGCCGGUGCGCAACCCGGCCGCGACGCCGCCGGCCGCGCCCACACAGAGGUAGCUGUAAAGUAGAAGCAUUUUAGCAUAUGGAAUACAAGAGCUAC
Messenger RNA from Setaria italica (foxtail millet), 823 nucleotides. Its product is annotated as RING-H2 finger protein ATL70. The transcript has a single exon. Bases 301 to 780 code for a protein of 159 amino acids. The record is from RefSeq and is a predicted model, not a curated record. NCBI's taxonomy places the organism in Eukaryota, Viridiplantae, Streptophyta, Magnoliopsida, Poales, Poaceae.